CCCCUCUACGCCCCGGCGCUCCGGGCCGGCGGCACAGCCCUGUCCCGAGGGCCCGGCGCCGCGCUGCGGAAGCCGGGAGGCCGCCGAGCCCGGGACCCAGAAGCCCCGGGGUCCCGGUGGGGGCUGCACGCUGCUCCGCAGCCCCGGGGGGUGGGGGACUGUCCGGCCGGGGCGAGCACCCCAGGGAGGGGCCGCCUCUGCGCGCCGCCGCUUGUCGUUCUGGCGGGCUGUGCGCUGCGUCGACGAGGAAGUCGGCCUCCCGGUGGCUUGCUCCGGCCGAUGCGCACGGAGCGAGUUGUCCGUCCGGCCUGGCGUCCGCUGAGGGCCUGAGAGGUGGCCGUUCUGUGCUUCGGGGCUGGCUUGAGCGACUCAGAUCCCCCCGCGGCCCGUGUCUUUUCUCAUACCGGGGGUUCGGGGGUGUGCACUAGCUGCGCCGAGAGCGGCGGUGCCCCUCCCCAGGGUCCCCCGGAGGGAGGUCUGCAGUCCGUGUUCUGUCCUCCCUGUCUCCACAGCCGUGAGCCGAAGUGUGUGAAGUGCAAGGAAGGCCCGCCGGUGGUGGUGAUCCGAGCGGGAGACGCCUUCUGCAGAGCAUCGGCAGUGAUGAGUGUCUCGGAGAAGAGGCUGAGGCUGCGGCAGCUCCUCCUGGGCUCAGAGCUCCCCGUGCGCGUGGGCAGCCACAGCUUCUCUUGUGCCCCGUGCAAGCUUCUGUGUUUUAGGGCCCUUCCCACUCCCUGAUGGGACUGUUUUAGGGCCUUCUACAUCCACAAGUUUAGAGCCGUGCUUGGGAAGAAUCGGUUGAUCUUUCCGGGUGAGAAGGUGCUCCUGGCGUGGUCGGGGGGGGCUUCAUCCAGCUCCAUGGUCUGGCAGGUCCUCGAGGGCCUGAGUCAAGAUUCUGCCAAAAGACUGCGUUUUGUGCCAGGGGUCGUGUAUGUGGAUGAGGGGGCAGCUUGUGGCCGGAGCUGGGAGGACAGAGCAAAAACCCUGACCGACGUGAGGCAGAUCCUGCAGACCCUCGGCUUCCCGUGGCACAUUGUCACCUUGGAAGAGGUGUUUGCCCUGCCGCCGUCUGUGCUGCGCUGCUCUGCCCAGGACCCAGUGGGGACCGUGGGGACCUACAAGGUGGCUGUGGACAGUUUUCUGCAGCAGCAACGUACGCUGGCAGCUGAGGGGCUCAGGGGUAGCCCCAGCUCAGCCCAAGGGGAGGAACAACCGAGUCAGCCCUGCGCCCAGGACUCCCAGGCCCCGGCUGGGCCACCGCCGGCGGCCCAGACCGAGGCUCUGUCCCAGCUCUUUAACUCGGUGAAGACGUUGACGGCCAAAGAGGAGCUUCUGCAGACCCUGCGGACCCACCUGAUCCUGCACAUGGCCCGGACCCAUGGCUACUCCAAGGUGAUGACAGGGGACAGCUGCACACGCUUGGCUAUCAAGCUCAUGACCAGCCUGGCUCUGGGGAGAGGGGCCUUUCUCGCCUGGGACACGGGCUUCUCGGACGAGCGGCACGGCGACGUGGUGGUGGUGCGGCCCAUGCGCGAGCACACGCUGAAGGAGGUGGCCUUCUACAACCGCCUGUUUGCGGUUCCCUCCGUCUGCACGCCCGCCAUCGACACCAAGGCUUCCGAAAAGGCCAGCAUCCACCGGCUGAUGGAGGGCUUCCUGCUCCGGCUACAGGCCCAGUUCCCCUCUACGGUCAGCACCGUGUACAGGCUGCCUUUGGGCCCUGUCUCCCACCCCCUCAGGACCAGUGAGAAGCUGGUCAAGGCCCCGAGGGAUGGCUAUGCCGCUGGCCCCCGCUGCCUGCUCUGUAUGUGCUCGCUGGACGUUGACAGUGCUGAUAGUGCCACAGCUUUUGGGGCUCAGACCCAGGAUUUCUCGCAGACGCCACCCCCCACCCCACGGGCUGAGGCUGUGGCACCUGCAGGGCCCUGCUGUGCUGCGGGCCUGGGCGGGGACCCAAACUGUUGGCAGGGGACCAGGCCCUGCGGGAGGGAGGGUUCCCGAGCCCAUGUCAUCGAGCAGCUGUGCUACGCCUGUCGCGUGACCAUGAAGGACGUGCCAUGUUUGGACCCCCUGCCCCCUUACAUCUUGGCCGAGGCCCAGCUUCGAAGCCAGAGGCCCUCGGCGGAGAUCCAGGAGUGUCUGGUGGAGAACAGUGACGAUGAGGCACCCGCCAGCGGGAGUGGAGCCCGGGGCCCCCCGGAGCAGGAGGGCAAGGAGGCGCGGGCAGCAUGUGAUUGUAUAAAUAAAAACGUCUUUAAUUAGAAAA
Messenger RNA from Mustela erminea (ermine), 2263 nucleotides. RefSeq names its product cytosolic thiouridylase subunit 2 (gene CTU2). Lineage: Eukaryota; Metazoa; Chordata; Mammalia; Carnivora; Mustelidae. The record is from RefSeq and is a predicted model, not a curated record. Gene Ontology annotation, biological process: tRNA wobble position uridine thiolation. Bases 856 to 2259 code for a protein of 467 amino acids. Gene Ontology annotation, molecular function: tRNA binding; sulfurtransferase activity. The transcript is spliced from 15 exons. Gene Ontology annotation, cellular component: cytosol.